This is a messenger RNA of Morchella importuna, 648 nucleotides long. RefSeq lists its product as uncharacterized. The record is from RefSeq and is a predicted model, not a curated record. Bases 1 to 648 code for a protein of 215 amino acids. The transcript has 6 exons. Gene Ontology annotation, molecular function: GTPase activity; GTP binding. NCBI's taxonomy places the organism in Eukaryota, Fungi, Ascomycota, Pezizomycetes, Pezizales, Morchellaceae.
AUGGCUCAUCCCCGUGCAUCAACUCAGUCUCAACGUUUCGCCCAGUUCAAGCUUGUCCUUCUUGGCGAAUCUGCUGUUGGAAAGAGUUCGUUGGUACUCCGUUUCGUGAAAGAUCAAUUUGACGACUACCGGGAAUCUACCAUCGGUGCUGCGUUCCUGACGCAAACUAUCGCCCUCGAUGAGACCACUACUAUUAAGUUUGAGAUCUGGGACACUGCUGGCCAGGAGCGUUACAAAUCACUGGCGCCCAUGUACUACCGUAACGCCAACUGCGCAGUAGUUGUCUACGAUAUCACACAAGCUUCUUCACUAGAUAAAGCAAAAGCCUGGGUCAAGGAGCUCCAGCGACAAGCAAACGAAAACAUAGUAAUCGCCCUCGCCGGUAACAAGCUCGAUCUUGCAUCCGACCCAUCAAAACGAGCUGUUGAAACCGCAGAAGCCGAGGCCUACGCACGGGAAGCAGGUCUCCUGUUUUUUGAGACCUCGGCAAAGACUGCAGAGAACGUGAAGGAACUCUUCACGGCCAUCGCAAAGAAGCUGCCUCUCGACCAGCAAGGCCCUAGAGGCGGUCGCGCAGGUGGUGCGGGCGGGCGAGGAGUUGAUCUGAAGGGCGGAUCAGCGGCGCAGCAGCAAGGAUGUAAUUGUUAA